Larimichthys crocea (large yellow croaker) is the source of this 4847-nucleotide messenger RNA. RefSeq names its product neprilysin. The coding region runs from base 443 to 2755 and encodes 770 amino acids. NCBI's taxonomy places the organism in Eukaryota, Metazoa, Chordata, Actinopteri, Sciaenidae. The record is from RefSeq and is a predicted model, not a curated record. Gene Ontology annotation, biological process: protein processing; amyloid-beta clearance. The transcript has 23 exons. Gene Ontology annotation, cellular component: plasma membrane. Gene Ontology annotation, molecular function: metalloendopeptidase activity.
GCGACGACUCGAUUGACUGGACGAGGAACUUCAGAAGGCUGCUUCACUGCCUCUCUGUAUGUCAUAGGCUGUAUAAAUAUGGGAUCUCCCCCCUGUGGAUCACACACUUGACCAAUUGCGCCGCGCACGAGUCUGAUGGCUCAUUUGAAUUCGCCGAUCCUCUGUGUGUAGAUGUGGUACAGUAUAGUAGGUAGUUGAAGUGAAGGGUUUGUUGCGUGAGUGUGUGCGUGUUUGUGUUUUUUUUUUUGUGUGUGUGUGUGUGUGUGAAUGUGCACUCCUAGAAUAGAAAGCCAAAGGAAGAAGAAGAAGAAGGAGAAGAGAGGCGGGCUCGGAUUGUGCCUUGUUGAAAUCCAGGGUGAAGCAAAUAUAUAGUCUGUAACAGAUCGAACCAGCACUUCACGCUCCCUUUGUGGAUUUUAUGGAUGUCUGAUCAGUGGAUGUGAUGCCCAUAUAUAUCAUCGACCGAAAAUUUCCCGAAACAUCUGGUGAGUUGAUACAGCCAACAGCUGAAGAAGGAGACCUGAGAAUGACAGAGACAAACCCCCCCAAGUCGGCUAAGAAGCCCCGCUGGACCUCCCUGGAGAUCGGCCUCAUUACUAUCGUCUCUUUGCUUUUCAUCAUCAUUGUCGCCCUCAUCAUCCUCUUUGCUACACAGAAGACUGAUGAAAUUUGCACCACAGCUGACUGCACACAGUCAGCGUCUCGUCUAAUAGAGAACAUGGAUGCUAGUGUGGACCCUUGUGACAACUUCUAUCAGUAUGCCUGUGGAGGCUGGCUGAAGAAGAACAUCAUCCCCGAGACCAGCUCUCGAUACAGCACCUUUGACAUCUUACGAGACGAACUGGAGGUCAUUCUCAAAGGUGUCCUUGAAAAAACAGUGGAGGGGGAAGCCGCUGCUCUCACCAAGGCUAAGACGCUCUACAAGUCUUGUACCAAUGAGAGUCUAAUUGAACUCAGAGGAGGUACUCCUUUGCUUGACAUGCUGGUUGAUAUGUUUGAGUGGCCCAUAGCUGUGGACAACUGGGAGACCAAUUAUGGCAAAACGUGGAGGUUGGAGGACGUCAUUUCCAAGAUGAAUGAGAAAUAUGGAACUCCGCUCUUGGUUAACUUUUUUGUCGGCACAGAUGACAGGGACUCCAAUUCACACAUCAUUCAUUUUGACCAGCAGACAAGCCUCGGCCUUUUGUCCAGAGAUAACUACGCUUGCACUGGGCACUAUGCAGAGGCAUGCCGGACUUACGAGAAGUUUAUGAUUGACCUGGCUAAGCUGAUCCGUACUGACCGGGGACUGGACAUCAAUGAAACCCGCAUCAGAGAGGAGGUGACACGAGUUAUGGACCUGGAGAGAGAUAUUGCCAAUGCUACUGAUACUCCAGAAGACCGUAACAACCCAGUGUUGCUUUACAACAAGAUGGAACUAGGCGAUCUAAACGCCAACUUCACCCUUGAGGUUGGAUCGCAGGUAUUUAACUGGAGUUACUUCACAGCUAGGAUAAUGGAUACAGUUAACAUCAGCGUUCCUGACACAGAAAAGGUCAUAAACUACUCCCCCAACUAUUACAGAAGACUCAACGUUAUCUUGGCCAGAUACAACAAGAGAGACCUGCAGAACUACAUGGUGUGGCGUUUUGCUAUGAACAUGGUAGUGGGACUUAGCAGACCUUACAGGGACACCAGAAAAGCCUUCCGCAAGGCUCUGUAUGGCACGACGUCAGAGGCAGCAGUGUGGCGGCAGUGUGCACUUUAUGUCAACAACAACUUGGACAAUGCCGUAGGACGACUGUAUGUGCAGGAGGCCUUUUCUGAAAAGAGCAAAGAACUGAUGGAGGAGAUGAUUAAAGACAUUCGGGAAGUUUUCAUUAGUAACCUUGAUGACCAAACUUGGAUGGAUGCAGAGACUAAGAAAGCAGCAGAGGAGAAGGCCCGAGCUAUUCGCCAACGGAUCGGCUAUUCUGACAGCAUCAUGGAUGAUAAAUACCUUAACAAUGAGUACAAAGAUCUGGACUACAGUGCAGAGGAGUACUUUGAAAACAUCUUACAGAACCUGGAGUAUUUGCAGAAGAAACGCCUGCGGAAACUCAGACUCAAAGUCAACAAAGAGGAGUGGGUUACUGGAGCUGCUGUUGUCAACGCCUUCUACUCAUCUAGCAAAAACCAAAUAGUGUUCCCCGCAGGUAUCCUCCAGCCACCUUUCUUUAGCAAAGGCCAGGCUAAAUCUCUAAACUAUGGUGGCAUCGGCAUGGUAAUCGGUCACGAGAUCACACAUGGCUUUGAUGACAAUGGUCGUAACUAUGAUAAGGAUGGUGACCUGAAAGACUGGUGGACACCAGACUCCACUCAGAAGUUCCUGGAGCUGUCAAAGUGCAUUGUCAAUCAGUAUGGAAAUUUCUCCUGGGACCUGGCUGGUGGACUACAUUUAAAUGGUAACAACACCCUCGGGGAGAACAUUGCUGACAACGGAGGGAUACGGCAGGCAUAUCAGGCCUACAAGAACUAUGUGAAAGAACAUGGAGAGGAGCCUCCACUGCCUGGCAUUCACCUUUCCCACGAUCAACUCUUCUUCCUAAACUUUGCUCAGGUGUGGUGUGGAACACAUCGACCAGAGCAAGCUGUGAAUUCCAUCAAAGUAGAUGUUCACAGUCCAGGAAAAUUCAGGGUACUGGGCUCCCUUCAAAAUUUCCCAGAGUUUGCCAAAGCAUUCAGCUGCAACAAGAGCAGCUACAUGGUCCCUGAACACACCUGCCGUGUGUGGUGAUCCACAGACCUCCGAGAUGGGGAUUGUUCUGACGUGGGUCGUCCCUGUGCCCCUACAGUACCUCUCCCCUCUGACUGGAUCACUUGUGGGGGGCUGCAGGGAAGUAAAAGCUCCCCUUACGCUCUUUACUGGAUGGACCAGGGCUGGUGGACUGACACUGCAGUAUGCACUUCCUCCGAGGAAAGCAGUGGACUGUACCCUCACGGACAGACGGAGCACUGUCUCUCCAACUCUGAUACUGUAGUUUAUUCAAUCAGCCUGAUUAUUCUGCUACUCACUGGAUACAAUCCCUGCUUGUGUUUUUAUUUUUCUUCUCUCCAUUUUCAUCUUGUUUUAUUCAUCAUUUGUGAGUCUGCCAAUGUGUAUGUGAGUGCGAGCGUGUUUCAGUCAAAAUACUGUAAUUGGCAAAAGAGGGGCAGACAGACAAAUGUGCUCAAAUCCACUGGCAUAUGAAUACAUCAUACACCCACUCACACUUACAUACAUAAUACAGGGCUGAACCACUGUACUGUAUGUGGGAUUGAGCUGUACGCUUCUCAUAAAACCUCAGCUGGUUUCAGCUUUCAUCUACAUGCUGAUAAACUCUACAAUGUACUCGUAACGUACUCUUUGUUAAUACGUAGGACUAGAUUAGGUAAAUUAUUACAGAAAAAUCGGAAUUUAUUUUCUUGAAUAGAUCAGUAAACAUUUAACCGUAAUCACAUAUUACACAAUACUGUUCUACAUUUAAUGUUAAUGACUUAACUGCAGUUGACAGUUCAUUAGCAAUAUGUCAAAUAAACCAAAAUGAAGAUUUCGCCUUCAAAAUGACAGCUGGUCAUGAAUCAUUGAGCUGACAAUCGACAGACACAAGACCCCUUUUAUACGUUCAUUGAGCCACCUGUCUGGAUGUAUGUCUCUAUGUGUUUCCCACUCUUUGUAAGUCAUUAUGAUCACUGCCUACUGUUUGUCAUGCAAACUGGUAUGCCUUACAUGAUCUGUUGUGCUACUGUGUGUGUGAGUGUGUAUGUGUAUUCACAGGAAAACAGAGGAUAAGGGAAUGCACAUUAAAGAAAUAAUUAGAAUCUUUUUACAAACAUGCUGAUUUUCUUUUUUGCCGAGAGAUCGAUACCAGUCUCAUGCAUGCAUGCUAUAGCCAGCAGCCAGUAAGCUUAGCUUGGUAGAAUGACUGCUAGCCUGGCUCUGUCCAAAGAAACAGAAAUUGCCUUGAAGCACCUCUAAAGCUCACUAAUUUCCACGUUACUUAAAAACAAGUUGUGGUUUUAUGGGGCUCACAGACUGCUUCUUGGCCGGGAGCAGUGAUUUUUCUGGAGUUUCUGCCAAGACUUAAUUUGCAGGCUCUAAAUGUGUUGUUUCCCCUGUUUCCAUUCUUUGCGCUGAGCUAGUCAUCUUCAUCAUCAUCAUGAUAUUGGUAUCAGUAUUCUCAACAAACUUCAAAGCUUCCAAGAUAUUGGUUCAGUCACACAAAGUGUGCCAUAUUGCCCAUCUUUUUUUAAUGAUUCUUUUACACAAUGAAGUCAAUUGACAAACAAUAUAAUUCAUAUUUUCAAAAGGAAUGUUUAAUCUUGUCUAUUUUAAACCACGAGCUGAGUCUUUGUUGGAACCUAAUGAUUUUUUUCAAAAGUGCAUGCAUUUUUGUGAAUGCGGAAGGUUGUAUCAAGUCAGUGGAUCCCAGUUUAGGAUUCAUGGCUUAAGUUUUCUACGUUAAAAUGUAACUGAGGCUGUGAUACAAGGUUAAUUGUGGAAAUUUUUGCCUUUUAUAAAGAAAUUAGUGCAAUGAAUGAUACGCCAUAAUCAUGUAGACCACUUCGCCAUGCUGUAUACAACACGUUAUAUAUUGUUGUUUCCCCGUGUUUUGUUUUUACCAUUGUUGGUGCAAGCUUUCUGUCUCUCUGUCACUGUCGCUCACUCCUUCAGGCUUUCUUACUUUUUGCCUCUUUCACACUCCACCUGUAGAAAGACAGAUAUACCUCAGUUGCCUGUAUUUAGAUACUUUAUAAUAAUGACUGAUAAUCAUCUUGAGGAGCAUUUUCUUUCCUUUCAAAAUAAAUCUUUAAAAAACAUGCUGAGCCUGCAGGCGGUAGUGCUACAA